ACUGGAGGCUGUGGGUAGCAGUGGGAGCAGCGAGUGCCAUACUUGUCACACUGCUAGUGGUCAUCUGGAUCUUAAUACAACGAAGGGGAUGCAAGAGCAGAGAAAAUCCUAUCUAUUCGAAUAUGCCUCCACCAAGAUCUGCAAUAAAACAGCCCUCUCCGCAUCCAGGAAUACAGAUGGACAGCCAGAAGUUUCCUUCUCCUUUAAAACAAAUAUAAAUAUAGCCUAAAAUCCUAAGACUUUUUAUGAUUCCAAUUAAUCAUAUUUCCUCUACUGAAACUAUGUCAGCAAGUAAUUCGUUAUCUUGUGUGUUGUGAGUGAAGUCUGACUUGGUCCUAUCCUGUCCUAUUACAUGAGCUAUCACUUUAGUAUGUUUUUUUUCAGGGACUGCUGUUGAUUACUUCUCCAGCAAUUGGCAUGCCAUGGUAGCCUACUAAAUUCAGAUAAAUUAUUGUUGUGUAAAUAUUAUUCUCAGGGUAAUUUAAUGUUCUCCAAGUUCUAUAAAGCGUAAUCUAGCAAUAAAGAAAAUAAGUGCUAUUUUCUGGAAUUUACAGUAUGUUGUAUCAGUAGCCUUUGUAAAAAAAGAUUGGGCAACACACUGUGUGUGGGCUUGAAGGAAAUAUCUACAUCUGUUAAUAGUGCAUUAAUGAAAUUCCAUAUUUCAGUAUUUUCUUGCAAUUGUAGUGUCAAAAUUGUGAACAACUACUAUGUGACUGGCAAUUGUGCUAUACAUGUAUGCAAGGACAGAAACAUACAUCAAGUCUUUAAAAUGAUAGCCUACUAGACAACCACUUCAAAGGUGUCAUCCUAAAAACAGAGCCAAUGUAUCGGUCUAAUGUAUCAGUCAAUCAACGUCCAUCCUUCGAAAAUAGAAAAACAUGGUCACGUGAUACCUUGCCCCAUCUAGGUACUUGUGGUGCUUUCACGACAACUGGGAACUGUGGCCUUUAGGUCGGAAAUAUACAAAUAUGCCCGAAUUUCCGGCUUGGAAUUCCGUGUUGGAAGAUCAUUAAAAAGAUUCUGCCCAGUCAGAGUUCGUUUUUUCCUAGUUGUCUUAAAUGCACUGUAGUAGGAAGUGGAGAUUUCCGAGUUCCCAGUUGUUUUGAAUGUGGCAUUGGUAGAGACGAACUUCAUGGGAUUAUCGAGCUAACGUGCACACUAGCCAGCAAACGUUACAAGUGGAGCCGAAAGAUAAUACCGAUGUCAAAUGGAAGAUACUCUGGAUCAAUUUCUAAUGGCGUAGAUUGAGAAUAAAUAUAACUGUUCCAGAUGAGAGCCUCAGGACCAGCAUAAAGAUCCCCUGAAUUGGGAAGUUUGAACUACCACGUCCUACAACAGUACCUGGGACAGUAUGGAUUCUCUCCUGAGCUACAGAGGUAGCAGCAGCUGCAAGUGUUUAUGUUGGAGGCUGAUACCAUCAUAGCUAUUGACCAUCAGAACACUAAUACGGGAGUCUCUAUAGAGACAUGAACUGCUGACCUUGAUCUACAGUGUGUUAUUGUGUAAGCAGGACUAAGCAGUGCUCCCACACACCCCCUCCCACCUGUGCACCUUGCCAUGUCUCCUCUCUCUGCUCUGGGUGUUUUCUGUGGAUUGUUCCUUCCUCUGUCUCUCAGUGAAUACAACACUCACAACUGUAUCCCACGGAAGAGUGUCCUUUACCAGGACAAUAUGAAGCUGUUCAGAGAGGAAGGGAUUUGUAACUACUCCACCAUGUUGGUUCGAGAGGAUUUGGGCCUGCUGCUGCUCGGGGCUCGAGAGGCUAUCUAUGCCCUGGACAUCAAUGAUAUUUCCAUCAAGAAGUCAUGGGUAUACUGGCGGGUCACCAAGGAGAAACAGAUGGAGUGCACAUACAAAGGGAAACAUGCUGAAAUCGAAUGCCGGAACUACAUCCGGACGCUGCAUAAAGUGGAUGAUGGCAGAAUGUAUGUGUGCGGGACAAAUGCUUUCAGCCCCACCUGUGAUUACAUGACGUAUUCUGAAGGACAGCUGAGACUAGAGGAAGCGCAGGAGGAGGGAAAAGGGAAAUGCCCCUUUGACCCCUUCCAGAGAUACUCAUCCAUCAUGGUCGGAAAUGACCUGUACUCUGCUACCUCAAUCAACUUCCUGGGCUCUGAGCCUGUUGUUCUCCGCAGCUCUUCCUCUGCUCUCCGCACCGAGUUCAAGAGCUCCUGGCUCAACGAACCCAACUUUGUGUACAUGGACCUUGUCCCCGAGAGCAAUAACAACCCAGAGGGCGAUGAUGAUAAGGUCUACCUGUUCUUCAGCGAGAACGCCAUGGAGUAUGACUUCUACAACAAGCUCAUGGUGUCACGAGUGGCUCGUGUAUGCAAGGGGGAUAUGGGCGGCCAGCGGACGCUCCAGAGAAAGUGGACGUCGUUCCUGAAGGCUCGUCUGGACUGCUCUCUGCCAGAGUCCAGCCUGCCCUCCAUUGUACAGGAUGUCUUCCUACUCAAAAAUGAUGACUGGAGCAAAAGUGUUUUCUACGCGGUGUUCACUCCCCAGUCGAGCUUGUCCGACAUGUCUGCAGUGUGUGCGUACAGUGUGUCAGCUAUCGGAGACGUGUUCAAUAAGGGGAAGUUUAAGACACCAGUGACUGUGGAGACGUCCCAUGUGAAGUGGGUAAUGUACAGUGGAGAGGUGCCCACCCCCAGACCUGGAGCCUGCAUUAACAGUGCAGCACGGGCCCUUGGGAUGGAGCGCUCCCUGGACCUGCCAGACAAGACCCUGCAGUUCAUCAGGGACCGGCCCCUCAUGGACGAGGCCGUGCGCCCUCUGACCGGGGGUCCGCUGCUGGUCAAAAAAGGUGCCAUGUUCACACGCCUGGUGGUGGACAACGUGCUAGCUCUGGAUGGAGAGAGAUACGCAGUCAUGUUCAUCGGCACAGAGAACGGCUAUGUGCAGAAGGCAGUGAACUAUGCUGGGGAGAUGUUCAUCAUUGAGGAAAUACAGCUGUACCAGACCCCAGAGGCUAUCAGGACGCUACGCCUCUCCUCCAGCACGGGUCAGUUGUAUGCAGGCUCAGAUUUUGGAGCAGUGCAGAUGCCUCUGAGUGACUGUGGCCGCUAUGAGUUGUGUCUGGACUGUGUCUUGGGCAGAGACCCUUACUGUGGAUGGGACCUCUCCACUGGCAUCUGCUCUGCUGUGGCCAGUUCAUCCUCUGACACGAACAUGAUUCAAAGUCUAAAAGAUGGUGAUAUAUCAAAAUGUCCAAAAUCAGAGACUGUGAAGCCAGAGAACUACACCUUAGUCCCUGGGAACAACAUCAAGCUGCCGUGCCAUCCUGCCUCCAACCUGGCUCAGGUACACUGGCUCUUCUUAGGGCAACAGCUGCAUGCUGACGCUAAGUAUUACAUCUACAACGGAGGAAUCCUUAUUCUUAAUGCCUCUGCCUCCGACGCGGGCCAGUACACCUGUGAGUCUGUAGAGCAGGUGAAAAGCAGACCACACACCAGGACUAUGGCAGUCUAUCAACUGCAGCCCCACACUAAUGCAGAGGGUGAGGAGGAGUCAUUGAUGACGACACAGUCCCCCCAUAGCCACAAUACCCCACUACCAGAGGUGCCACAGACUUUGGAGCCCCCGCUCCCUCCUGAGUCAUGGAGUGUAGACAGCAGGGUGGUAGGCCUGCAGGUGGCGGUAGCGCUCCUCACUCUGAUGCUGCUUGGUCUAGUAGCCUGGAAUCUAUAUAAAAGGAGCUUUAGAAACAGAUCUUCAGAGAACUCAGGUGUGGGCCAGGUGAAAAGGCUGUCAGUUGACUACAUUCAAAAUAGGACUUCAGUGAUUAAGUUGCUGGGACCUACACCCAGUCAUAACUCAAACAAUAACCAUCACGCGGUCAUAGCUUUCAAAGGGAAUGGGGAGCACCACUUUUCCCUGGGAGGCAAUAUUUCCACUAUGGAUGGGUUGGGUUACAUUGACAACGAGUCAGAGAUCUGA
Molecule: messenger RNA, 3939 nt
Organism: Oncorhynchus keta (chum salmon)
Lineage: Eukaryota; Metazoa; Chordata; Actinopteri; Salmoniformes; Salmonidae
Product: semaphorin-4E-like
Exons: 16
Coding region: 1558-3939 (793 amino acids)
Biological process (GO): neural crest cell migration; axon guidance; semaphorin-plexin signaling pathway
Molecular function (GO): semaphorin receptor binding; chemorepellent activity
Source: RefSeq, a predicted model, not a curated record